AUGCCUUUCGGUCGCACUGGCAGACAGAACAACCGCUCUCAACACGCUCUGGUUGAGCCAACCUCUGGCGGUUCUGGUUCUGGUGCUGCUGGCUCUCCAGUUGUUGCACCCACAAGCAACCUCCCUGCAGCCUCGCCAAACACAUACAGUCCCAACGAAUCCUUUGACUCAAGACCUAGUCAACAACAACAACAGCAGCAGCAGCAGCAGCAGCCGGCGCCGCUCCAUCAUCAACAGCAACAGCAACAACAACACCAGGCGCCGCUGCCGCCUCCGCAGUCUCAGAACCCGCCUUCAUUUUCCAACGAGGGAUCUGGGGUCGACGACCGUGAUCCUCAACAGCUGCAUUCCGCCGGCACCACACCGCCCGCCUUUGAUGCCAGACAACAGCAGCAGCUCCACCAACAAAGAGCCCACGACUUUGCCGACCAAGUCUCGCGAUCCCAAUCCCAGCGCUACCCUCAGAUCCCCUCCCUGCAGGGACAGCAGCAGUACGGUCCAGCUUCGAGUUCGUACGACGACCUAGCGACCACCCUCAACGCCAACCAACAGGCGCUCAACCAGGGCCACCCGCUGCCUCCUCCUCCUGUUCAGCAGCAUCAGCAAUAUCCCGUCGCUGCUCCCGAAUCUCGACGCUCCACUCGGAAGCUCAUUAAGAAUAUUCUGAGUGGCUCUUCGGGCAGUAAGAGCGGAGGAGGGUACUCGCAGCAGCCGCCGCCUCCCCAGAAUUCGUACGAUAACACCUCUGGUCUGGCACGCCGACCGUCGAAACGCAUAAGCACACAGCAGCCUCCCGCGAUCCGGACUGGUCCAUCACAGGUCUCACUCGAGGAACACCCUGGUGACUGGCAGGUCCAAGGCCAGCACACGCAGCCAUCCCCACUUCAAGGCGUAGGAGAAUACACAGAUCCAUACUCCAUCACCCUAUCUAACGAAGACCUAUACUUGCAGAAUCAAAAUCCCCAGGCAGCGCAGCAUCCAUCGAUCCGCCCGGUCCCCGGUGACGUGGAGGGAGGAGUGGCUUACGGACCAGACGACGUAGGUGCCGCCUACCGCAGGCCUGCCCCCCCUCAGAUUCAGGGCCGGUCCUCGCCAUCAGAGCAGCCCCAGAGCCCGUACAGCCAGGGCGGCUCGUACGAUUCUACGCAACACCAAUACCCCUUCCACACGGUGCAGCAACAGUACCAGGGAGGUGGGCAACAAGUUUUGAAUACCCACCUGGGAGCCAACCCUCAGCAUCCCAAUCCCGAGACUGUGUCACAGCUGUCGCAUGAGUCGCCUGCCACCGACACUGACCAGCAGUCGACUCACAAGUUCCCAACGGGAGAGAACCCGCCCCCAGGCACCUUCGGUGCUCCAGGCCAGAGUCAGGAACACCAAACGGCCAAUCCAGACAACGCACAUCUGCAGCAACAGACCAUGGCCCCUCCACCAGGAGGCCCGGGAUCUCGACGACCGCAAGAGGCCGAUAAAAGCAUGCGAGGCCAGGUUGAGCCUCCGGUGGGCCCGCCUCCAGGUUACCGUCACAGCCAAGCCUCCAACUUAAACCCCAAUGCCCCCCCGCCAAGCGCAGCGGGUGCGAACCCCAGCUACAGACACAGCACCGCUCAGGAUCGUCAAUAUGAGGGGAUACAGCCUGAGGGGCGCAACAGCCCGCAGCCCCCAAUUUCAAACCCGGAUGCGCAAGACCCGGAGAAAGCAUUGAAAGAAUUAGUCGUUAAAUAUAAAAACGUCAAGAGGCUCUAUUUCGAUGGCAAGAGUCAAAUCGAGCAGCUCAAUGGCCAGGUUGAGCAGUUGCAGAACGCUGUUGCAAAUCAGCGAAUGUCUCAGUCGCGGACUUCACUCGACGACAACGAGUACUCUACUCGGUUCAACCGCCUCAAUGGCGCAAUCAAUAAUCUGUCGUUCAAUAUUCGCAAGGACUGGGCGUCUCUGCCGCCGUGGCUCGAGCCUUAUGUCAGUGCGGAAGCGUUGAGGACCGGCAAGCAGGAGAUGACGGCUGUCGGGCGCGCCGUGAUUACUCGAUGGGUGGUUGAGGAGAUCUUCAAUCAAUCUUUUCAUCCCGGACUAGAUCCCGAACUCAGUCGACAGCUGAAGGACAUCGAGCAUAACAUCCGCAGGUUCUCUUACAAGAUGAACAGCCAGGAAGAAUUCGAUGCCCUAACGACAAAGAUCGUGGGAUGGAGGAUGGCCACACUCGAAGGACUGCAGCCCGUUCUCAACUCACCAGAGAGCGCGGAGCACCGGUCCGAUUUCAUACGCAAGGCUACCACCAACCUGACGGCUGGUCUGUUUCAAUUCCUCAAGGAUCCACCACCCCCGGGCGUGGAUGGCAGUGCGUCCAUGAUCGUAGAGCUAGCGGUAGGCCUCGCAGCCAACCUACCACUUGAGAGUCGCGAUGUGGCGAUCGUCUAUCCGCUACCACUAGACAACAUCCAACCAGCCCUGAUGGAGGUUGAGAAGGUCGGGCUGCCGCCUCUAGAGAUGCAGAACCCGGAGAGCGACGACAGCGGCGAGGAAGAUGGCGGCAAGGAAGCCGAGAAGAAGGGCAGCGGCGGCAAGGACCGCAAGAGCGACAAGAACCGAAGCGGUACGUCAGCGAAACUAAUACGCCGCGCCGGCCCGCCGGACGCCUCCAAACGGGGCCAGAAGGGUGGCAGCGCACCGGCUUCUCAACUCGUUUCCACUUCGUCUGCUGACACAUCGACUUCUCCAGGACUGCCUCCCAAGGAUGCCGGAAAGGUGCGGUUCGCAGGUUUUGUCGCCGUGGAGGUUCGCGGCAGGCAGGUGCUGCUCAAGGCGCCUGUGUGGACCCUGAGCUGA
Molecule: messenger RNA, 2823 nt
Organism: Thyridium curvatum
Lineage: Eukaryota; Fungi; Ascomycota; Sordariomycetes; Thyridiales; Thyridiaceae
Exons: 2
Coding region: 1-2823 (940 amino acids)
Source: RefSeq, a predicted model, not a curated record